This is a messenger RNA of Lottia gigantea (owl limpet), 2961 nucleotides long. RefSeq lists its product as hypothetical. The transcript has 20 exons. The record is from RefSeq and is a predicted model, not a curated record. Gene Ontology annotation, cellular component: plasma membrane; apical plasma membrane. Gene Ontology annotation, molecular function: guanyl-nucleotide exchange factor activity; protein binding. The coding region runs from base 1 to 2961 and encodes 986 amino acids. Gene Ontology annotation, biological process: Ras protein signal transduction; positive regulation of GTPase activity. Lineage: Eukaryota; Metazoa; Mollusca; Gastropoda; Lottiidae.
AUGCGUAGUGAUACAGGAUUUCAACGAAGUGAUCAAUAUUUUAAACGUAGUUCCCGGGCCAGUGAUACUUCAAGUGCAUAUUCUGGGUCGGAUAUGAUGCAGUCUUCUAUAGAUGAUCCUGGAGAAAAUCCAGAUAUUGACCUGUCUGGAUUGAUGGAGAGUAUGGUAGACUCUGAUGAUGAGGACGGAUAUGCUGAAUCAACUGAUUCUCUACCAUUAAGAGAUACAGUAAGAGAAUGUCUAGAGAAAGAUCCUACCUUCAGAACAGAAGAUGAUAUUGAAACCUUACUAGAAUUUAUGCAACAUUUUAGGGCAUUUUCCAACAUGACAUUAGCUACACGAAGAUCUCUGUGUGCUGUCAUGGUGUUUGCAGUAGUAGAGAAGGCUGGAACUAUUGUCAUGAAGAAUGGAGAGGAACUGGAUUCCUGGUCAGUUAUUUUAAAUGGAGAUGUGGAGAUCACGUUUCCAGACAAUACUACUAAACAUUUACAGAUGGGUGAUAGUUUUGGUAUAAAACCCACCAUGCAGAAGUUAUAUCAUCAUGGAGUCAUGCAAACAUUGGUAGAUGAUUGCCAGUUUGUCUGUAUAGCUCAAUCUGAUUAUUAUAGAAUAUUACAUCAGGGAGAAGAGAAUACCAAGAAACAUGAAGAGAAGGGUCAAGUUGUCAUGUUAACAGAACAUCGUGAAUUAGAUGGUGGAAACAGAAAGGGCAAUAUAGUUAUCAGGGGUACACCAGAGAGACUAAUGCAACAUUUAAUGGAAGAUCAUUCUGCAGUGGACCCCACGUAUGGUGAAGAUUUCUUACUGACAUCCCGGACUUUUCUAGAUAAUCCUAUUAUAUUAGCUAAUAAAUUAUUACAGUGGUUUGAAGAACCUGUUCUAAGACCAAAGGUAACAUUACUGGUGUUGUUAUGGGUGAAUAACCAUUUUAACGACUUUGAAACAGACCCAGCUAUGUGUGAAUUUCUCGAACAUUUCGAAAAACUUCUAGAAAGAGAGAGAAUGGAGGGACAGCAUCGCUUGUUGAACAUAGCAUGUGCAGCUAAAGCCAGAAAAAGGGCCGUAACGUUAACCCGCGGCACAAGGGAAGAGAUACUCCAUUUCUCAAUAUUAGGCGGAUUAGAAAGAGGGCAUGGUAUAUUUAUCACAAAAGUAGAGAAAAAUUCUAAAGCUUAUGAGGCAGGGUUGAAACGAGGGGAUCAGAUUUUGGAAGUAAAUGGAAACAAUUUUAGUCAUAUAUCUCACAACAGAGCAUUAGAAAUAUUACGAGGAACAACUCAUCUCUCUAUUACUGUUAAAUCUAAUUUACAUGAAUUUAAAUCUUUACUACAAGAAUCUGAGAAAACAACUCCACGAAAGAUGAAACCAGAUUUUAUUGGUCCACCUAAACAGAGGUUAUCUGCCCCUGAUUUAGAGCAGUCUGUGCCAGUUAUAACAUCUAAUAUCAAGGAUAAGAAAGAGAAGAAAGAUAAAGGAUUUAUGUUUACUAAUAAACCUAAAUUAAAGAAAGCUCUGAUGAAAAUGAAUAUCAUACCCAAUAAAACACUGGGCAGUAUGAUUUAUUAUCUCUGUCAUUUCAGUGAAUCUAACAGUAAUAUCAACCAUUCUGAUGAAAGUUUAUACACCAACUCAAAACCUUCACGGAAAUCAUCUACAUCUUCAUCAUCAUCAUCAAACACCGUGGGCAUGUGCAAUCAUCUCUCGGCUUCCAAUCCAGACUUAUCAUCUCUAGGAUUUGCUAUCGAUAAUCUCACCACAGACUUUCCAGAACAUGUAGUCAAGGUUUACAGGGCUGAUCAGAGUUUUAAAUAUUUAUUGAUACACAAGGAAACUACAGCUAAAGAAGUGGUGAUGUUAGCUCUUCAAGAAUUUGGUGUAACAGAAUCUAGUUGUAAUUUCUCAUUGUGUGAAGUUACAGUAGAAAAUGAUAAACUUGUAAAACAGAAACGUUUACCAGAACAACUUCAAAAUCUUCCAGACCGCCUCAAUCUGAAUGCCAGGUACUACCUCAAGAAUAAUAUGAGCACAGAAACCCUGGUACCGGAUGAAUUGAUGGGAGAAUUGAUCAAAGAAAGCCAGAUUAACAUCCUGCAACUAAACACUGCUGAGGUUGCAUCACAGCUUACUCUAGAAGACUUUAAAGUUUUCCGAGAAAUUGAACCCACAGAAUACAUUGAUGAUUUGUUUAAUCUCAAAUCUAAAUAUGGCUGCCCAGCACUUGAUAAAUUCGCAGAGUUGGUAAAUAAAGAAAUGUUUUGGGUAGUAACAGAAAUCUGUAGUGAAUUAAAUCUAGUCAAACGAAUGAAGCUAAUCAAACAUUUUAUCAAAAUAGCCAAACAUUGUAAAGAUUGUAAGAAUUUUAAUUCAAUGUUUGCUAUAAUCAGUGGAUUGGGACAUGGUUCAGUUUCCAGAUUACGGAAUACAUGGGAACGUCUACCAACUAAAUACUGUAAAAUGUUCGACGAUUUACAAGCUUUGAUGGAUCCAUCUAGAAAUAUGGCGAAAUACAGGAAUCUCAUCAUUAGUGACCAUGUACAGGCUCCAAUGCUUCCUUUUUUCCCCGUAGUAAAGAAAGAUUUAACAUUUAUUGAACUUGGAAAUGACACCAUGGUAGAUGGUUUGAUAAACUUUGAAAAGUUACGAAUGAUAGCUAAAGAAAUUAGGCACAUCUGUAACAUGAGUUCUGCCAAAUAUGACGUGAGUACGAUGUUUCUAGGAACAUCAACAAUGUAUUCGAGUUCUUCUCUAGUCUCCGGUGUAGCUACUUUAAAACGUACCAAAAUACGACGAGGGUCCACUGUUCCAAACCCUAAAAAAAUGUAUGAAGAGGCUCAGAUGGUACGGCGUGUCAAGUCUUACCUAUCUAAUAUUAAUGUUAUAAUUGAUGAAGAUGAAUUGAAGGUAUUAUCUAAUACUUGUGAAGUUCCAGGUAUGUAUUACAAGAUCAGAUUAUUUGGCUGA